AUGGAUGGGCUGUCGUGGUUGAAGUCUACAUGGCUUUUCGUUCUGCAGUAUCCUAUUGUUACUUUUAUCCUUGCUAUAGCGCAAAGCAUUACGCAAGCAAAGGGAAUCUACUGCCUUCAAGGAAAGAAAGUUUAUUUUGCACACUUAUGGCUCACAAUCAUUGGGAUUAUAUCACUUGCGAUGGCAAUGACAAGCAUCCUCAGGUUCCACGGAAUCCUUAAAUCGAAUAUGAAAGAACACAAACCAAUGAUGAAAUUGUUGGCCUUUAAGAUGAUUGUUGGUCUUGAGUUCUUAGAGCAGAUUAUAUUUAUGGUUCUUGACUCCACUGGCACCCUUAAGCCUUCUGCCACCAUGAGCUAUGCCGACACCAUUAUUGGCUUACCUACCCUGAUUAUCUGUCUGCAGGUGGUCCCAUUUGCAUUUCUGUUCUACUAUGCCUAUUCCAUCAAGCCAUAUACAACAUUGAACGUCGCUUGCACUACCAAUCGGCAGAACCUUGUUGUCGUUGACAGUGAGACCGGCAGCUCCAGCGUAAAGCGCUACCAGGGUGGUCCGUUGGGAAUUUAUGCUUGGCUCGCAUUGUUCAACCCAGGAGAGCUCUUCCGAGAUAUCAAAAUGACAUUCAAUAUGUUCCGUGAUGCUAAAACGGAGCAGAUGGAGACCGGAAUGGGUGUGGGUUCCCAGAUGUAA
This is a messenger RNA of Aspergillus puulaauensis, 690 nucleotides long. Its product is annotated as OSTA/TMEM184 family protein. Gene Ontology annotation, molecular function: transporter activity. The record is from RefSeq and is a predicted model, not a curated record. Lineage: Eukaryota; Fungi; Ascomycota; Eurotiomycetes; Eurotiales; Aspergillaceae. Bases 1 to 690 code for a protein of 229 amino acids. The transcript is spliced from 4 exons. Gene Ontology annotation, biological process: transport.